Messenger RNA from Pecten maximus, 1159 nucleotides. RefSeq names its product macrophage mannose receptor 1-like. The record is from RefSeq and is a predicted model, not a curated record. The transcript is spliced from 4 exons. The coding region runs from base 217 to 1101 and encodes 294 amino acids. Lineage: Eukaryota; Metazoa; Mollusca; Bivalvia; Pectinida; Pectinidae.
GAAGCUUCAUUCGAAGAAAAAACAAACAUUACUUGACAAUAACUUAACUCAACAUUUGUAAACACAUUUAUGGUCUUGAUGUCAGAGCCAGGAAAAAUAUUGAUUGCAUAUAAUCAGUGUUUGCCAGUAUAAAACUACCUAAAAAUAACAAUGGAUGUGCGCUUUCCUUGAGAUAAAGUCUAGAACCCAUCACAACGUGGUAACAUUAUCUACAACAUGCCACGGAUAUCAAUCCUGAUGCUGUUGGCUUUCAUCCUGCAUGUCAAAGGCUAUCACGAUUGUGAUUCGUCGACAUGGAUAUACACCGAUCCUGUCCAAGGUGACAUUUGCUAUUGGUAUGUAUCGUCAACAAAUACGGCCGCUUCAAGCAAUGACAGAUGCGAGGAUAAAGGCGGUAUGCUCGCGUAUAUUCCCAAUGCUGCAGCCUUCAGUUUCGUGCUAGGCUUACUUAAUGACAGGGAUCCAUAUGGAUCGGCUUAUGUGGGAUAUACAAUGAAUAUCAGCGGUUAUUUGGAAAUUCAAAACAGUGGUUAUCUACAGUCCUGGGCUGAUUGGGGAAGUGGCCAGCCUGCCAUCGAUAUUGGAGAGUGUGUGGUGGUGGAUGCUUACACAAAGCAAUGGAAAGUCACACAUUGUAGCGAUGGAAGAGAGGCCGUCUGUUCUCCACCAUAUACAUACGUAGCCGCUACUUCUAUGGCCAGUCCGACCACAAGCCCCACUGCAGAGAUGACUACAAGUAUGACACCAUACACCACAACGAGCACCACCACUGGGACGAUAACCAGCAAUACCCUACCCGGAGUAGGCACCAUGUCCAAUCCCCCUGAUUGUCAGUGCCAUUGCAACGAUAGCUAUACUAUAGUUAUUUAUCCUGUUACAAAUAUCACCGAUGAACUUCAGACCAAACUGGACAGCCUGAAACAGGAAACCAUGGUUAACGAAGAAGCGUUAUCCUCCACGAUAAGGAAAAGGACCAGCGCAAGCGAUCCCCGCCCCUCCUCGGCCUACGUCGGCUACCUGGGAGUGGCACUCCUCUCCCUGAUAUUCGGCGGAAUCCUUCUCCUCGAUCUACCUCGUCUGAUUUUGAUGUUUAAAAAAUAGAACUUUUUUUCUGGACAUGUACUGUACCCCUGGCAAUAAAUUGUAUUUGUGAAAAGAA